UUCCGCAUCCUGCUGAUGUUUUGUUGCUUAGGAUAUGAAUGGCUGAGUGGAGGCUGUAAAACCUGGCACCCUGCUUGGGUUAUCAAUACUCUGGCUGUCUAUCGUCAUCGUGAGACUGACUUUGGUGGAGGAGUUCGAGACCAGCCUGGCCAACAUGGCAAAACCCCAUCUCCACAAAAAUUGGAUAAUUUGAUAAUUAUCAUUAUUGGGUUUCUGAGACGUUACACAUUUGCCAUUCUCUUCUGCACAAGUUACCUUUGUGGGUCUUUCCUGAAGACUAUCUUCCGGUCUCGAAAUGGACAUGAUGGAUCCAUGGAUGUACAGCAGAGAGCCUGGAGGUCCAACCGCAGUAGACAGGAAGGAAUUAAAAUUGGCCUGGAAGACAUCUGUACUUUAUGGAAACAGGUGGAAACAAAAGUUCAAGCUAAAAUCCAUAAGAUGAAGGUCAUAAAGAAAGUCAACCAUCAUUACAAAUUCAAUGGAAAGAGGAAGACCGCCAAAAAACAGAAAAUGUUUCAACGUGCGCAAGAGUUGCGGCGGCGGGCAGAGGACUACCACAAACGCAAAAUCCCCCCUUCUGCAAGAAAGCCUCUUUGCAACUGGGUCAGAAUGGCGGCAGCGGAGCAUCGUCAUUCUUCAGGAUUGCCCCACUGGCCCUACCUCACAGCUGAAACUUUAAAAAACAGGAUGGGCCACCAGCCACCUCCUCCAACUCAACAACAUUCUAUAACUGAUAACUCCCUGAGCCUCAAGACACGUGCCGAGUGUCUGGUCUAUCCCCUUCCACCCUCAGCGGAUGAUAAUCUCGAAACGCCUCUCGAGUGUCUCCUCACUCCUCUUCCACCCUCACGUCCAUCCUCAGCUCCACCCUCAGCGGAUGAUGAGACACCUGCCGAGUUUGUGGUCUAUCCCCUUCCACCCUCAGCAGAUGAUAAUCUCGAAACGCCUCUCGAGUGUCUCCUCACUCCUCUUCCACCCUCACCUCCAUCCUCAGCUCCACCCUCAGCGGAUGAUGAGACACCUGCCGAGUUUGUGGUCUAUUUCCUUCCACACUCAGCGGAUGAUGAUCUCGAAACGCCUCUCGAGUGUCUCCUCACUCCUCUUCCACCCUCACGUCCAUCCUCAGCUCCACCCUCAGCGGAUGAUAAGACACCUGCUGAGUUUGUGGUCUAUCCCUUCCACCCUCAGCGGAUGAUAAUCUCGAAACGCCUCUCGAGUGUCUCCUCGCUCCUCUUCCACCCUCACGUCUAUCCCCAGCUCCACCCUCAGCGGAUGAUAAGACACCUGCCGAGUUUCUGGUCUAUCCCCUUCCACCCUCAGCGGAUGAUAAUCUCGAAACGCCUCUCGAGUGUCUCCUCGCUCCUCUUCCACCCUCACGUCUAUCCCCAGCUCCACCCUCAGCGGAUGAUAAGACACCUGCCGAGUUUGUGGUCUAUCCCCUUCCACCCUCAGCGGAUGAUAAUCUCGAAACGCCUCUCGAGUGUCUCCUCACUCCUCUUCCACCCUCACCUCCAUCCUCAGCUCCACCCUCAGCGGAUGAUGAGACACCUGCCGAGUUUGUGGUCUAUUUCCUUCCACACUCAGCGGAUGAUGAUCUCGAAACGCCUCUCGAGUGUCUCCUCACUCCUCUUCCACCCUCACGUCCAUCCUCAGCUCCACCCUCAGUGGAUGAUAAGACACCUGCUGAGUUUGUGGUCUAUCCCCUUCCACCCUCAGCGGAUGAUAAUCUCGAAACGCCUCUCGAGUGUCUCCUCGCUCCUCUUCCACCCUCACGUCUAUCCCCAGCUCCACCCUCAGCGGAUGAUAAGACACCUGCCGAGUUUCUGGUCUAUCCCCUUCCACCCUCAGCGGAUGAUAAUCUCGAAACGCCUCUCGAGUGUCUCCUCACUCCUCUUCCACCCUCACCUCCAUCCUCAGCUCCACCCUCAGCGGAUGAUAAGACACCUGCCGAUUCUGGUCUAUCCCCUUCCACCCUCAGCGGAUGAUAAUCUCGAAAUGCCUCUCGAGUGUCUCCUCACUCCUCUUCCACCCUCACCUCCACCCUCAGCUCCACACUCAGUGGAUGAUAAUCUCAAGACACCUCCCUUAGCUACUCAGGAGGCUGAGGCAGAAAAACCACCGAAACCCGAGAGGCGGAGCGCCAGUGAUGCGCAACCAUCACCGAAACCCGAGAGGCGGAGCGCCGCUGACGCGCAGCCAUCACCGAAACCCGAGAGGCGGAGCGCCGCUGACACGCAGCCAUCACCGAAACCCGAGAGGCGGAGGGCCGCUGACCUGGAAUCAUCACCGAAACCCGAGAGGUGGAGCGCCGGUGAUGUGCAACCAUCACCGAAACCCGAGAGGCGGAGGGCCGCUGACCUGGAAUCACCACCAAAACCCGAGAGGUGGAGCGCCGCUGAUGUGCAACCAUCACCGAAACCCGAGAGGUGGAGGGCUGCUGACCUGCAAUCACCACCGAAACCCGAGAGGCGGAGCGCUGCUGACGUGCAACCAUCACCGAAACCCGAGAGGUGGAGCACUGCUGACGUGCAACCAUCACCGAAACCCGAGAGGCGGAGGGCCGCUGACCUGGAAUCACCACCGAAACCCGAGAGGCGGAGCGCCACUGACGCACAACCGUCACCGAAACCCGAGAGGCGGAGCGCCGCUGACGCGCAACCAUCACUGAAACCCGAGAGGCGGAGGGCCGCUGACCUGGAAUCACCACCGAAACCCGAGAGGCGGAGGACCGCUGACCUGGAAUCACCACCGAAACCCGAGAGGUGGAGCGCCGCUGAUGUGCAACCAUCACCGAAACCCGAGAGGCGGAGGGCCGCUGACCUGGAAUCACCACCGAAACCCGAGAGGCGGAGCGCCGCUGACGCGCAACCAUCACCGAAACCCGAGAGGCGGAGCGCCGCUGACCUGGAAUCACCACCGAAACCCGAGAGGCGGAGGGCCGCUGACCUGGAAUCACCAACAAAACCCAAGAGGCGGAGGGCCGCGGACCUGGAAUCACCACCGAAACCCGAGAGGCGGAGCUCCACUGAUGCGCAACCAUCACCGACACCUGAGAGGCGGAGCGCCGCUGACGCACAGCCAUCACCGAAACCCGAGAGGCGGAGCGCCGCUGACGCGCAGCCAUCACCGAAACCCGAGAGGCAGAGCGCCGCUGACGCACAGCCAUCACCGAAACCCGAGAGGCGGAGCGCUCCUGACGCGCAACCAUCACCGAAACCCGAGAGGUGGAGGGCCGCUGACCUAGAAUCACCACCGAAACCCGAGAGGCGGAGCGCCGCUGAUGCGCAGCCGUCGCCAAAACCCGAGAGGCAGAGGGCCGCUGAGGCCCAGCCGUCGCCAAAACCCGAGAGGCAGAGUGCCACUGAGGCGCAGCCGUCGCCGAAACCCGAGAGGCGGAGGGCCGCUGACCUGGAAUCACCACUGAAACCUGAGAGGUGGAGCACCGCUGAUGUGCAACCAUCACUGAAACCCGAGAGGCGGAGGGCCGCCGACCUGGAAUCACCACCGAAACCCGAGAGGCGGAGCGCCGCUGACGCGCAACCAUCACCGAAACCCGAGAGGCGGAGCGCCACUGACGUGCAACCAUCACCGAAACCCGAGAGGCGGAGCGCCGCUGACGCGCAACCAUCACCGAAACCCGAGAGGCGGAGGGCCGCUGACCUGGAAUCACCACUGAAACCCGAGAGGUGGAGCGCCGCUGAUGUGCAACCAUCACCAAAACCCGAGAGGCGGAGGGCCGCUGACCUGGAAUCACCACCGAAACCCGAGAGGUGGAGCGCCGCUGAUGUGCAACCAUCACCGAAACCCGAGAGGCGGAGGGCUACUGACCUGGAAUCACCACUGAAACCCGAGAGGCGGAGCGCCGCUGACGUGCAACCAUCACCGAAACCCGAGAGGUGGAGCACCGCUGAUGUGCAACCAUCACCGAAACCCGAGAGGUGGAGGGCCGCUGACCUGGAAUCACCACCGAAACCCGAGAGGCGGAGCGCCGCUGACGUGCAACCAUCACCGAAACCCGAGAGGCGGAGCGCCGCUGACGCGCAACCAUCACCGAAACCCGAGAGGCGGAGGGCCGCUGACCUGGAAUCACCACCGAAACCCGAGAGGCGGAGUGCCGCUGACCUGGAAUCACCACCGAAACCCGAGAGGCGGAGGGCCGCUGACGCGCAACCAUCACCGAAACCCGAGAGGCGGAGCGCCGCUGACGUGCAACCAUCACCGAAACCCGAGAGGCGGAGCGCCGCUGACGCGCAACCAUCACCGAAACCCGAGAGGCGGAGCGCCGCUGACGCGCAACCAUCACCGAAACCCGAGAGGCGGAGUGCCGCUGACGCGCAACCAUCACCGAAACCCGAGAGGCGGAGGGCCGCUGACCUGGAAUCACCACUGAAACCCGAGAGGUGGAGCGCUGCUGAUGUGCAACCAUCACCGAAACCCGAGAGGCGGAGGGCCGCUGAGCUGGAAUCACCACCGAAACCCGAGAGGCGGAGCGCCGCUGACGCACAACCAUCACCGAAACCCGAGAGGCGGAGCGCCGCUUACGUGCAACCAUCACCGAAACCCGAGAGGUGGAGCGCCGCUGACGCGCAACCAUCACCGAAACCCGAGAGGCGGAGCGCCGCUGACGCGCAACCAUCACCGAAACCCGAGAGGUGGAGCGCCGCUGACGCGCAACCAUCACCGAAACCCGAGAGGCGGAGCGCCGCUGACGCGCAACCAUCACCGAAACCCGAGAGGCGGAGCGCCGCUGACCUGGAAUCACCACCAAAACCCGAGAGGCGGAGCACCGCUGACCUGGAAUCACCACCGAAACCCGAGAGGUGGAGCUCCGCUGACGUGCAACCAUCACCGAAACCUGACAGGCGGAGGGCCGCUGACCUGGAAUCACCACCGAAACCCGAGAGGCGGAGCGCCGCUGACGUGCAACCAUCACCGAAACCCGAGAGGCGGAGCGCCGCUGACGCGCAGCCAUCACCGAAACCCGAGAGGCGGAGGGCCGCUGACCUGGAAUCACCACUGAAACCCGAGAGGUGGAGCGCUGCUGAUGUGCAACCAUCACCGAAACCCGAGAGGCGGAGGGCCGCUGAGCUGGAAUCACCACCGAAACCCGAGAGGCGGAGCGCCGCUGACGCACAACCAUCACCGAAACCCGAGAGGCGGAGCGCCGCUUACGUGCAACCAUCACCGAAACCCGAGAGGUGGAGCGCCGCUGACGCGCAACCAUCACCGAAACCCGAGAGGCGGAGCGCCGCUGACGCGCAACCAUCACCGAAACCCGAGAGGUGGAGCGCCGCUGACGCGCAACCAUCACCGAAACCCGAGAGGCGGAGCGCCGCUGACGCGCAACCAUCACCGAAACCCGAGAGGCGGAGCGCCGCUGACCUGGAAUCACCACCAAAACCCGAGAGGCGGAGCACCGCUGACCUGGAAUCACCACCGAAACCCGAGAGGUGGAGCUCCGCUGACGUGCAACCAUCACCGAAACCUGACAGGCGGAGGGCCGCUGACCUGGAAUCACCACCGAAACCCGAGAGGCGGAGCGCCGCUGACGUGCAACCAUCACCGAAACCCGAGAGGCGGAGCGCCGCUGACGCGCAGCCAUCACCGAAACCCGAGAGGCGGAGCGCCGCUGAGGCGCAGCCAUCACCGAAACCUGAGAGGCGGAGCGCCGCUGACGCGCAGCCAUCACCGAAACCCGAGAGGUGGAGGGCCGCUGACCUGGAAUCACCACCGAAACCCGAGAGGCGGAGCGCCACUGACGCGCAGCCGUCGCCGAAACCCGAGAGGCGGAGCGCCGCUGAGGCGCAGCCGUCGCCGAAACCCGAGAGGCGGAGCGCCGCUGAGGCGCAGCCGUCGCCGAAACCCGAGAGGCGGAGCGCCGCUGAGGCGCAGCCGUCGCCGAAACCCGAGAGGCGGAGCGCCGCUGAGGCGCAGCCGUCGCCGAAACCCGAGAGGCGGAGCGCCGCUGAGGCGCAGCCGUCGCCGAAACCCGAGAGGCCGAGCGCCACAGACGCGCAGCCGUCGCCGAAACCCGAGAGGCGGAGCGCCGCAGACGCGCAGCCGUCGCCGAAACCCGAGAGGCGGAGCGCCGCUGAGGCGCAGCCAUCGCCGAAACCCGAGAGGCGGAGCGCCGCAGACGCGCAGCCGUCGCCGAAACCCGAGAGGCGGAGCGCUGCAGACGCACAGCCGUCGCCGAAACCCGAGAGGCGGAGCGCCGCUGAGGCGCAGCCGUCGCCGAAACCCGAGAGGCGGAGCGCCGCUGAGGCGCAGCCGUCGCCGAAACCCGAGAGGCGGAGCGCCGCUGAGGCGCAGCCGUCGCCGAAACCCGAGAGGCGGAGCGCCGCUGAGGCGCAGCCGUCGCCGAAACCCGAGAGGCGGAGCGCCGCUGAGGCGCAGCCGUCGCCGAAACCCGAGAGGCGGAGCGCCGCAGACGCGCAGCCGUCGCCGAAACCCGAGAGGCGGAGCGCCGCUGACGCAGAACCACCCCGCAAACCCAAGAAGCGGAGGGCCGCUGACGCGGAACCAGCAUCACCUGAACCCAAGAGGCGGAGGGUCGCUCACGCGGAACCGCCAUGGAAACCCAAGCGGCGGAGGGCCGCUGACGCGCAGCCGUCGCUGAAAUCCCAGAGGCGGAGCGCCGCUGACGCGCAGCCAUCACCGAAACCCGAGAGGCGGAGCGCCGCUGACGUGCAGCCAUCACCGAAACCCGAGAGGCGGAGCGCCGCUGACGCGCAGCCCUCACCGAAACCCGAGAGGCGGAGCGCCGCUGACGCGCAGCCAUCACCGCAACCCGAGAGGCGGAGCGCCGCUGACGCGCAGCCAUCACCGAAACCCGAGAGGCGGAGCGCCGCUGACCUGGAAUCACCACUGAAACCCGAGAGGUGGAGCGCCGCUGACGCGCAACCAUCACCGAAACCCGAGAGGCGGAGCACCGCUGACGCGCAGCCAUCACUGAAACCCGAGAGGCGGAGUGCCGCUGACGCGCAACCAUCACCGAAACCCGAGAGGCGGAGCACCGCUGAUGCGCAGCCAUCACCGAAACCCGAGAGGCGGAGCGCCGCUGAUGCGCAGCCAUCACUGAAACCCGAGAGGCGGAGCGCCGCUGACGCGCAGCCGUCACCGAAACCCGAGAGGCGGAGCACCGCUGAUGCGCAACCAUCACCGAAACCCGAGAGGCGGAGGGCCGCUGACCUGGAAUCACCACCGAAACCCGAGAGACGGAGUGCCGCUGACGCGCAACCAUCACCGAAACCCGAGAGGCGGAGCACCGCUGAUGCGCAGCCGUCACCGAAACCCGAGAGGCGGAGCACCGCUGAUGCGCAGCCGUCACCGAAACCCGAGAGGCGGAGCGCCGCUGACGCGCAACCAUCACCGAAACCCGAGAGGCGGAGCACCGCUGAUGCGCAACCAUCACCGAAACCCGAGAGGCGGAGGGCCGCUGACCUGGAAUCACCACCGAAACCCGAGAGACGGAGUGCCGCUGACGCGCAACCAUCACCGAAACCCGAGAGGCGGAGCACCGCUGAUGCGCAGCCAUCACUGAAACCCGAGAGGCGGAGCGCCGCUGACGCGCAGCCGUCACCGAAACCCGAGAGGCGGAGCGCCGCUGACGCGCAACCAUUGCCGAAACCCGAGAGGCGGAGCGCCGCUGACGCUCAACCAUCACCGAAACCCGAGAGGCGGAGCGCCGCUGACGUGCAGCCAUCACCGAAACCUGAGAGGCGGAGCGCUGCUGACGUGCAGCCAUCACCGAAACCCGAGAGGCGGAGCGCCACUGACGUGCAGCCAUCACCGAAACCCGAGAGGCGGAGCGCCGCUGACCUGGAAUCACCACUGAAACCCGAGAGGCGGAGGGCCGCUGACCUGGAAUCACCACCGAAACCCGAGAGGCGGAGCGCCGCUGACGCGCAGCCAUCACCGAAACCCGAGAGGCGGAGCGCCGCUGACCUGGAAUCACCACCGAAACCCGAGAGGCGGAGCGCCGCUGACGCACAACCAUCACCGAAACCCGAGAGGCGGAGCGCCGCUGACGCGCAACCAUCACCGAAACCCGAGAGGCGGAGCGCCGCUGACGUGCAACCAUCACCGAAACCCGAGAGGCGGAGCGCCGCUGACGCGCAGCCAUCACCGAAACCCGAGAGGCGGAGCGCCGCUGACCUGGAAUCACCACCGAAACCCGAGAGGCGGAGCGCCGCUGACGCACAACCAUCACCGAAACCCGAGAGGCAGAGCGCCACUGACGCGCAACCAUCACCAAAACCCGAGAGGCGGAGCGCCGCUGACGCGCAGCCGUCGCCGAAACCCGAGAGGCGGAGCGCCGCUGACGCGCAGCCGUCGCCGAAACCCGAGAGGCAGAGCGCCGCUGACGCGCAGCCGUCGCCGAAACCCGAGAGCCGGAGCGCCACUGACGCGGAACCGCCGCGCAAACCCAAGAGGCGGAGGGCAGCUGACGUUGAACCAUCAUCACCCGAACCCAAGAGGCGGAGGGUUGGUGACGUGGAACUGCCACGCAAACCCAAGAGGCCGAGGGCCGCCGACGUGGAACCAUCAUUACCCGAACCCAAGAGGCGGAGGGUUGGUGACGUGGAACCGCCACGCAAACGCAAGAGGCCGUGGGCCGCCGACGUGGAACCAUCAUUACCCGAACCCAAGAGGCGGAGGGUCGGUGACGUGCAACCAUCAUCACCCGGACGCAAGAGGCGGAGGUUGAAUUAGCUGAGAACAGGCCAUUGCACUCAAGCCUGAGCAAUAAGAAUAAAACUGAGUAGAACAAAAUAAAAAAAUCAAAAAACAAAACAAAACCCACACUCCAAAAACAAAGAAUAAAUAAAUAAUAUAAAAAUAAAAUAAA
This is a messenger RNA of Gorilla gorilla gorilla (western lowland gorilla), 8851 nucleotides long. RefSeq names its product serine/arginine repetitive matrix protein 2-like. The record is from RefSeq and is a predicted model, not a curated record. NCBI's taxonomy places the organism in Eukaryota, Metazoa, Chordata, Mammalia, Primates, Hominidae.